Messenger RNA from Gongylonema pulchrum, 183 nucleotides. The record is from the annotation of a GenBank genome assembly. Lineage: Eukaryota; Metazoa; Nematoda; Chromadorea; Rhabditida; Gongylonematidae.
GGUCGUCCACAUACAGGGCCAUUGCCACAAGGCGAGAAUGUUGAGGAAGUUUCUCUAAUGCCUUACGACGAGCAUCGCUACGAGAAGAAAGGCCGGGGACAGCGGGGCGAAGUCUACCAGGAUGACGAUGAAGACGAAGAGAUGACUGGUGGCACACACAACGUACAGUGUGCCCAGUCAUAG